This is a messenger RNA of Strongylocentrotus purpuratus (purple sea urchin), 2022 nucleotides long. Its product is annotated as synaptogenesis protein syg-2-like. Gene Ontology annotation, cellular component: cell-cell junction. The record is from RefSeq and is a predicted model, not a curated record. Gene Ontology annotation, biological process: cell-cell adhesion. The coding region runs from base 1 to 2022 and encodes 673 amino acids. Gene Ontology annotation, molecular function: cell adhesion molecule binding. The transcript has 9 exons. NCBI's taxonomy places the organism in Eukaryota, Metazoa, Echinodermata, Echinoidea, Camarodonta, Strongylocentrotidae.
AUGACAGCAGAAGACAGCGGGAAUUACCAAUGCUUCGUGCAAACUGAAGGUGGAGAUGGUGAUGCUUCUUUCACGGUGGUAGUACUUGAGCAAGCUCCUCCAUACGAAGUGUCCAUCCUUGGCGACCAGGUUCUAACCACGACUGCGGGUACAGAGACAGAAGCCACCUGCAUAGUUCAUGGCGCUAGACCUCCUGCAACGCUAGACUGGAUCAUUCCGGAUACUCUUCAAGUGUCGCUUGGGAAACAGGUCAAUGUGGCAAGAGAUGGUUCCUAUGUGUCAUUGCGAAAUGCCAGGGUGAAACCAUCCAGGGGUGACCAUGGAGUGAGUCUUCAUUGUCAGGUCUCGCAUCCUGAACUUCAAAGGGUUCUUGAAACUGCGGUUCGUCUUGAUGUCCACGCACCACCAACUUCUCUGGAGAUCUCCAAACCAUCAGGACCCAUCAUAGAGGACGGAAAUGGCACCCAGAAAGUCAUCGUCUUUCAGAAUACUCUGACACCAAUCACUUGCAAAAGCUCUGGAUCUCGCCCAGAAGCUAAUGUCUCGUGGACGCUUGGACCACCAAAUCCUCCCGAACUGAAUGGCACCCAUGCACUACAGGCAGGGGUACCUGCAAAAGUAACAUGUACUUCCAACAACGGAUAUCCUGCACCUCUAGUUCACUGGCUCCUUGGAUCUAAGAAUGUCACCAAAGAAUCUACACUUGAGGUCACAGCACAACCGGGUGGCCGCAUCGGAGCUACAAGUAACCUGUCUUUCACGCCGGCGCAGGACGAUCACGACAAAGCAAUUGUCUGCGUAAUCAUUCAACCGGCACUUCAUCCUACCUGGUCAAGGAAUGUUACGGAAACUCUCUAUAUAUCCUAUUCGCCCGUCAUCAUCCAAUCUCAUAUUCGGCGGCAUAUAACUUCUAAUGGAAGCGUCGUGGCAACAUUCACAUGUGUUUCUCGUGCCAGACCCCCAGCUUAUAUCUUUCAGUGGGUUUACAACGAAACAAGUUUGGACAACGGAACGCGGUAUUUGAUCGUUCACAGCUCGGCCCAAGAUGAUGAGACUGUAACUUCGAGUAUGCUGAUUAUCAGCGAUGUACAGGAGAUUGAUAAUGGCAAUUAUGAAUGCUUGGCUAACACAGAUUAUGGUGAAGGCAUUGCAGUCAUCAACUUUACAUAUUCCCACCCAGAUCCACCUUUUGGUUUCGAGGUAAACCAAAGUCAGACGACAUCGUCAUCUCUCUUCGUUGCUUGGCAACCCGGAUUCGAUGGCGGCAGCUUGCAGACAUUUACGCUCAAGUACUGUACCCAUGACAACGCAGUGAAGGACCAGGACUGUGGCAUUGUCAGCCACUUAAAUACCACCAAUCAUCAAUUAAGAGGACUGAACUCAUCCACAUGGUAUCGUUUGGUUCUCUGGGCAAUUAACGACGCUGGAAGUAGUAGUACCCAAGAAACAGUGGCAUCAACAGCACAACACAUACCUUUGGAGACAACAAAUAUGGCAGGCAGCUUCAUAGUAACAGUUGGAAUUGGAUUGUUGGCUGGUGCUUGUUUUAUCAUGAUACCUUUAAUCGUCGCUGUUCGUGUCUUUGGUGUAUCUUGCUGUUUGAAGAAAAACAAAGAUGAACCAGAAACAGAAACUCCCGGUCAACCGAUCCGUACACAAAGGGAGGACGAUGAUGAAUUAGUGUACAUCGACGUGUCGCAUGAAAACACACGUCCUCCCCAACCCAUCCGCCCUGCUCGCACCGAAGAAACCCAUACCGUCUAUGCGUCUCUGGACCAUGAUGCAACGUCCAGACGCAAGGAGGAACAGAGCAUUGCUACAACCACCACGGCAACAGUUGAGUCACAGCAAGUGGAUGACGAUGGGUUGGUUUAUAUCGCCAUCUCACAUGGCACCAGCAAUCCUCGAAAAACUGCGCCUAUUCCGAGCAGCGGAGGCACUGUCUACGCAUCCAUCAACUUCAAUGCCAUGGACAGGCUUAAGGAGACGGACGACUCACCAACCACCUCGACGAUGACGUAG